Phalaenopsis equestris is the source of this 2606-nucleotide messenger RNA. RefSeq names its product actin-related protein 5. The record is from RefSeq and is a predicted model, not a curated record. Lineage: Eukaryota; Viridiplantae; Streptophyta; Magnoliopsida; Asparagales; Orchidaceae. Bases 220 to 2349 code for a protein of 709 amino acids. The transcript is spliced from 12 exons. Gene Ontology annotation, cellular component: cytoplasm; Ino80 complex. Gene Ontology annotation, biological process: regulation of DNA-templated transcription.
UUAAAAUUUCUGACGAUUAGUUUUUGCUCAAAACCUUCUACAGCUCUAGGGUUCAUUAGGUAAGCCAGGGAAGCAACACGAGGAAACCCCUUCAAUAAACCUCAAAAACUAAAAAGCUUGUGCCUGUCGCGGUAGGGCUUAAGGCCGCAGAACUCAUCGUCUUGCUAUUUUGAGAGGACGACCUGAAAUUUUCUAUUCGACAGCAUUCGGGCAUUAGUUAUGCCUCGGCCGGAGCGGCAAACGGAUUACAGCCGCUUCUCUCCGGCGAUCCCCAUCAUCAUCGACAAUGGCGGCUUCAAUUUCCGCAUUGGAUGGGCAGGAGAAUCAGAUCCCCGUAUCACCUUCCGCAAUCUCAUUUAUCGGCCUCGCCACAAGGCAACCGGAGAAACAGUGACCAUUGUUGGUGAUCAUGAUCCUGUACUUUUGAAAUACUUUGAUUGCACACGCUCUUCUUAUCGCUCAGCCUUUGAUAGCAAUGUUGUAUACCAAUUUGAAAUAAUGGAAUAUGUCCUUGACUAUGGUUUCGAGCGGUUGGGGGUUGAAGGUUCGCAGGUGGAUCAUCCCGUGCUUAUGACAGAGUGCAUUUGCAAUCCAAUUUCUUCAAGGAGUAAAAUGGCUGAGCUUCUUUUUGAAACUUAUGGGGUGCCAUCUAUUGCUUUUGGUGUAGAUGCGGCAUUUGGUUACAAGUUUAACCAGCAACAUGGAAUUUGCUGGGAAGAUGGCCUUGCUAUUUAUUCAGGAUUCGCUACAAGCCAUAUUAUUCCAUUUGUAGGAGGGGAGCCUGUUUCGGAGGCUUGCUGUCGGACAAAUGUUGGUGGAUAUCAUAUUACCGAUUAUUUGAAGCAAAUUCUUUCCUUGAGUUAUCCCUAUCACAUGUCAAGCAUAACAUGGGAAAAGGCUGAGGAGCUGAAGCUGGAGCACUGCUAUGUUGCUUAUGAUUAUGCUGCGGAAUUGCAAUUAUUUCAGAAAGGGACAAAAGAAGCUGAAGAGAAAACGAGGUGUUGGCAGCUUCCAUGGAUUCCCCCUUCUCAGGAGGAUGCUCCAUCAGAAGAAGAACUUGCGAGAAAGGCAGCUUUGAAGGAAAAACAAGGUCAAAGACUGCGAGAUAUAGCUGCUGCAAAGAAGUCUACUAGAAUAUUUGAGCUUGAACAUGAAUUGCAUGGGCUGGAAGAUUUAAUGCAACAGCUUGAAGAGGUGGAGGAAGAAGAGAUGUAUUCUGUUCUGUCUGCCACUGUUUUCAGUUCCAAACAAGAAAUUGAAUCUGCUGUAAAUAGGGUAACACAAUCCCUUCGGAAAGCUAGGGGUGAGCCAAGUGAGAUUGAGGAGAAGGCAGAUGCUUCAUUGUCUGAGAAAUAUCCUCUAAUCAGUAUUCCUGACAACAUGUUAACCCCUGAGCAGCUAAAAGAAAAGAAAAAACAGAUAUUUCUGAAGACCACAUCUGAGGGCAGGUUGCGUGCCAAGCAGAAAAAAUUUAAUGAAGAAUUGCUUCGUGAGAAACAAAAUCAACAAGAUGAAGAAAAACGCCUAGAGAAUCCAGAACUCUAUCUUGAACAAACACGUGUAAAAUAUAGAGAGCUCUGUGAGAGAGUUGAACAACGGAAACGUCUGAAGGCAAAUGGAAACGGUAAUUCAUCAGGUGGUGUUGGCCGGGGUGAGCGCUUGAAUUCUGCACAGAAAGAGAGAAUGCGACUCUUGACAACUGCAGCAUUUGAUCGAGGAAAGGGUGAGGACACUUUUGGAGCUAGAGAUGAAGAUUGGCAGCUUUACAAACUGAUGAGCAGGGAUAAUGAUGAUGAUGAUGACAGUCUUGAGGAGGAUGAGACAGAACUAGCUCGUGUAACCAACAGGCUCCAGGAAAUUGACCCAGAAUUUAUUGCAAAAUCAGACUUGGCAACACUCGAGCUUCCCCGGCUCCGGCCGCUAACUGCUGAGGAUUUCAAGAUCAACCUUGGCGUCGAGCGCUUUCGUUGUCCCGAAAUACUAUUUCAACCCAGCAUGGUUGGAGUAGAUCAAGCCGGCCUUGAUGAGAUGACCGGCGUUUCUCUCAGGAGGCUCUCCUCAAAGGACGAAGAGCUCAAGAACAGAAUGUGCAGUUCCAUUGUUGUACUUGGCGGCAGCUCGCUCUUCCCCGGUCUUGAGUCUCGAUUGGAAGCAGGGAUUCGGAAGAUCCGGCCUUAUCUUUCGCCUCUUAAGGUUGUGAGGUCUUUGAAUCCAGUUUUGGAUGCCUGGAGAGGUGCAGCUGCUUAUGCUGCUUCGGUGCAGUUCUCUACUCAGACUUUCAGUAUUCAGGACUAUUAUGAGAAAGGUGAAUCUGGUCUUAAGCAGCACCAGAUCAAGUAUAGCUUAUGAUUAGUAUUUUGUUUAAGAAUAUGUAUUGUGGCUCUAUUACUCUGCUGUUUUAGUGCUAAAUUGUAUGCGUUUUAUUGGCUAAGUUUGAACAUUUGAGUUUGCUGAUGAAUUGAUUCUUUUUUCUUUCAGUUUAAUCUUUAAGCUACAGUGAGGUAGCCUGGGUUUUGCCUUCCCCUACUUAUUAUUGGGGAAAACUGUCGGUGUAAUAUGCAAACUUUGACUGUUUACGGAACUAACCCAAGCAAAAUUACAAUGAA